CGCGGGCAUCAUGAGGAUAUUAACAGCAUCCGGGCUCUUCCUGGCCUUCUGUUCCAUCUGGCUCUUGACCAUGGCCAUCAGCACAGACUACUGGUACGAAACAGAUGCGCGGAAACACCGGGACCGAUGCAAAAAAUACGCCAGCAAGAGAAAUGACCCAGGAUACAUAUAUAUUUCCAACCAAAACCUCCCUCUCCGGAUGCGACCGGAAGCGGCUCCUCUGCGGGGAUUCCUGCACCCUGCGCCCGCCAUGGAGUCGCGCUGCAGCCGCCGCUACAACUCGACCACAACCGGGCUCUGGAGGAAAUGCCAUCGAGAGGGCUUCGAUCUGGAGAACGAGGAUCUGAUUUUUAAAGGUUUGCUUCAACGCUGCACGCCGGUGAAGUAUUACUAUUCCUCAGCGAAUAUCCCACGAAAUCUACCUGUGAACAUCACCAAGACUAUCAGACAAGACGAAUGGCACGCUCUCCAUUUGCAGCGGAUGACUGCAGGUUUUAUCGGCAUGGCUGUGUCCAUCAUUGUGUUCGGCUGGACGGUUGGACUGCUGGGCUGCUGGAAACACAACGAGCUGAUGCAGUAUGUGGCGGGACUGCUCUUCCUGAUGGGAGGAACCUGCUGCAUCAUUUCCUUGUGCACAUGUGUGGCUGGUAUUAAUUUCGAGCUUUCGCGGUACCCGCGCUACCUGUACGGCCUGCCGGAGGACAUCAGUCAUGGGUACGGCUGGUCCAUGUUCAGCGCGUGGGGCGGGCUGGGUCUGACGCUGCUGGCUGGCUUUCUGUGCACACUAGCGCCCUCUCUGCACAGUCCCCAGACCACCACCACCACCACACACAAACCCCGACAGGAGAACGGCAUGGUGUGACGCUCGCACACUCCCACCAUCCGCGCAGAUACGUUAGCACUGACAUGUCAUUCUGAUGCAGACAAGUGUCUUUACAUAUCAGAGAAAAUGGCAAAUAAACAGUCACAUACACAGCAGACACACUGCAAGACUUCUGUAACAGGAAGGGGAAAUAAACAACGACCCAGAGUGCAGCCGAGUUAAACUUACUGGCGUUUGAACGAAAAAACAAAACAAAAACAUCUUAAUCAGUAUUAUCGUCUUAUUUUCCAGAAAAAAACCCCAAGAUAUCCCUUGUUAAAAAGAAGUGCACUUGUAUGUGCACUUGUAGUGUUUAUGAAACACUUUCAUGACUGACUGAUCCUUUAAGUACUUUUUUAAAAAAGUGAACUGUGAUAAUGUCAAAAAAGUUUUACUUUAAAGUACAUUUUAAAUCAUUGUGUUAAACUUUUGUUAUUUUGAUGUAGACUAACAUACAAAACGCAUGCAAAGUACAUACUUACAAUUUUAACUGUUGUGUGCGAUUUUGACAUUACAGUUUAAGUUAAUAUAAUGGAAAUGUACUAAACUGUAUUUAGUACAUUUCAUAUAUAUAAUUAAAUACGUGACAUACAAGUUUCAAUACAAAUUACAUGUACAUUUUAAUUUACUAUAACUCCAACAGAAUAAUGAAAUUAGAUAUAAAGAUGCAGGCUACAGAGGAGGGCCAAACUAACUGCACUGAAUAUAAAUUUAAACUAUAAUGCAUGUUCAUUCAAUAAGAUGCAAUUAUGUGUCCAAAAAACAUUACAUUUAGUUCAAACUCAAGUAUAUUAUAUUAUUUCCAUACUAAGUACCCCAAUUUACAGUAAUAGUGAACUUCUAUUUCACAAGGGAUAACCCUUUGCCAACAAGCCCAGGUGUCAAGAACAUUUAUAUUGUUUUUAAGGUUAUUUAGAUGUUUUUACUGGAAAACGAAGCAAAAAUACUGAUUAGACUAAACACAGACAGAAAAACAGACAUCUUCUCUGGUACAUAGCUGAUAUUUUACUGAAGAUUUGCGUCUCCAAUGGUGCUCUCUUUCUGUCUUUAUCUUUUGCCUGUAAUUAUGUUUCUAUCUUUCUGUCUUAAUGAUUGCGUCCUUUGCUUUUCCCAUCUGUUUCUCUCCUCCUUUCCUUCUGUCUCUCAAUGGAUUUAAAAGAGUGGCAAUGUCUCAGAGAAUGACAGAUUAAUAUUUUAAUUUAAUAAACUGUUCAGUGUUUUUGGCUUUGCCUGCUACGUAGUAAAGAAAACAACAGAUCAAGGCACAAAUAAUACAUACUUUUGUCCUCAGUGUCUUCCUAUAAAUGUUUGUUUUUUAAACUGAAAAUUUCGAAUAGCACAAGCAAAGUCAAUUUUGGAGUCCAUAUGUGAAAUGAAUCCUCUGUUUGUGCACAACACCUCAUUGUCGAGGAGUCUUUUGAAAAGCAGUGUUAAGAGAAAUUAGACUGGACAUAGUUUGUUUUUAAAAUUAUCAUUUAUGAACUUUUUUUAAAAUAAAAUUAUCCUGAUUCAUCAUUCAUUGGUUAUAAUGU
Pimephales promelas (fathead minnow) is the source of this 2394-nucleotide messenger RNA. It is a transcript of the gene tmem276a, whose product is annotated as transmembrane protein 276a. NCBI's taxonomy places the organism in Eukaryota, Metazoa, Chordata, Actinopteri, Cypriniformes, Leuciscidae. Gene Ontology annotation, cellular component: membrane. The record is from RefSeq and is a predicted model, not a curated record.